AAACUUAUACUUCUAAAGUAUAUUAGUUUUUAAUUUACAAGUGAAAAUGGAAAUGUUUAAUAGACCCAAACCUGGUGAUCAAGAAGAUGACGUUCUUAAAAUGCAAACAGCCUUCCUUGCCGAAAAGCAAAAAAAUCCGAAUAUCCAACCAGCUGCUAAAGUAAUUAAUGCACGAAAACAUUCUGCAGAAAAUUGUGCAACCCCUGAGACUCAAGCUAAAAAGAAAUCCAAGUUUGCAGCAAGUCGUAGUACAUGUACAAAAAAUGAUGAAGAACGAUCUCGUUGUUAUUCUAACGUUCUUAAAGAUGCAGAGGAAAGCCAAUCUAGUAAUAGUAACAUAACGUCAAAACUAGAAGAUAAUGUGUUUUAUCCUAUCCCCAAAGGCAAAGUUUUGGGAGAUAUAAUUGAAAGACCAAAUACGUCAUGUAAUAUUUCACAUGAAAAUGAAAUGGAAACACAACCUGCUACACAUUUUCCUGAGGUUAAGAAGAUACAUCACUAUGUAUGUUUAAGAUGA
Ctenocephalides felis (cat flea) is the source of this 517-nucleotide messenger RNA. RefSeq lists its product as uncharacterized. The record is from RefSeq and is a predicted model, not a curated record. The transcript is spliced from 3 exons. The coding region runs from base 47 to 517 and encodes 156 amino acids. Lineage: Eukaryota; Metazoa; Arthropoda; Insecta; Siphonaptera; Pulicidae.